AUGAGAGAUAGCGUGAACCGCGGUGCAUACAUCCUCUCCAUUCUUCUCCUAUACCUUGAUUGCGGCUUGUUUACCCCAGUACCCCAGCCUGCAACGCUAACCAUGAGCAUCACGAGAUCCGUUGAAUACUGUCACAGACUUCGACAGCUAGCCGCGGAUCAGCUGCGAGCCGUCACAGAGUAUACUAUUCGAGGUCAUAUGGGCCCCGAGCAGGAACUCGCCUUGCAGUUAGAAAUCCUCAGAAUAGCCACGAACAUACAGCGAAUGAUGCCGCCAUUGGUCGAUCAGGAGGGAGAGGGCCGCAUUAUUGCCGAUCAAGCUGUGUCUUCCCUGUUGCAGGCGUCUGAUGAUAUAGCCUCAAUACGCGGCAGUUACGGGGAGAGAGUAUAG
Molecule: messenger RNA, 390 nt
Organism: Colletotrichum abscissum
Lineage: Eukaryota; Fungi; Ascomycota; Sordariomycetes; Glomerellales; Glomerellaceae
Exons: 1
Coding region: 1-390 (129 amino acids)
Source: RefSeq, a predicted model, not a curated record